GCUCGUUAAUACCCGACAAGUAUAGCCUCUGGCGUGACAGCUCAGAAAGUACAGCAACGCGAGGGAAGGUGCAUGCCUCUCCUAUAUGAGAUAAUGGAUAUCGAAGGAAUAGGGAAAGAUAGACAUGGCGCCAAAGAAAGUCGGACUCAAGAGAGGCGCAGCGAGCGAGCGGUAUCUUGAUCUUUUCCGAGUCGGCCACCAAAGGCAGACCCAGCCACGGACGAGAACCUGCCCGCUCACAGGGUCAGCGCCUCGCCUUAGACGCACGUCCCAUGUUAGUGCAUGCACAUGCAUAAGCCCUGUUGUCGCGAUUCAACCACGCGAUGGCAGGGCGCAGGCCAGCUCGCAAGGAGGAGGGAGAGGCCACAUGCGCCAGCGAGGCUGGUCAUUGCCUAAUGGAGCUAGCGCGCUGCUAUUCUCGGAGACUUUCAAGCCUCCCCCGCGGGCAAAGCCACUGCCGAUCUUCUCCGAAUCCGCCAAGCGCAGCGGUGAUCUCGACGACAUCCGCUCCAGCGUUGCAACGGCAAUCACUCUUCCGGAGCUUCAGGCCUCGGUGAUAAUGUCAGCAAUUCUCCCAGAAUUCCUUGACAUUAUGUGUUUACCUCAAUAUCAUCACUGCCGGUGUAAACAAACGGAGUUCUGGGGGAAGACCGAGCUAAGGGCAUCCAUCCACCCAUGCUGACGAUCCUUUGAAUCCGGAGUGGUCGUACGACAUUGAAUUCCACAUGCUCUCGCUAAUCUCCAUCACCUGAAAGGGUAUAUGGAGUCGCGGCUGAUGCCCACAACAUCACUCGGCCGAUGGCUCCAACUGCUGACAUGCACAUCCUUCGGCAUGCCUGCGCCCUC
Messenger RNA from Neohortaea acidophila, 846 nucleotides. RefSeq lists its product as uncharacterized. Lineage: Eukaryota; Fungi; Ascomycota; Dothideomycetes; Mycosphaerellales; Teratosphaeriaceae. The record is from RefSeq and is a predicted model, not a curated record. The coding region runs from base 125 to 682 and encodes 185 amino acids. The transcript has a single exon.